UCACUUCAACAGUCAACACGUUCUUGCGCCCGAGUUUGUUCGAAGUUUAGCUUCAUCUCUCACGAUUCAUCUGUUCCACUGAUUCUCUCUCUCUCUCAAAUGGCAGACAAGAACGAUUUAGACCCAAAUCCUCCCGCCGCGGAAGAUGGAACGAUUCGCUUCCCAGUAAAGAAGAGAUCACUGCCUGAAAGAUCACUUACUGGGUUUGAUAGAGCACACGAGCCCGAGUUCAAGAAACAGAAACUCGAACAGCUCCAGAGAAAAGCUUAUCACUCUGCCCUCCUUGCUUCCAAAUCAGAAUCCUCGGGAACAUCACACAAGUCUCAUAUCAUACAAAAGCUGAUGAACGAGUGGAACAUCGAUCAAGAAACUCACAUCUCUGUUGCGCAUAAGAUUGAUCACUCUGAAAAGAAUGCAUCUUGGAUGAUUCCAAACUCUCUUCCUAAUCCAGAGUCUCUUGUUGGAAAACGUGUCCAUGCAAGAUCCCCCGAUGAUGAUUCACCAACGAACAAGAAGAUCAAACUCCAUAAACAGGCUUACGACCUUGUUCUCUACGCCUUCAACGCAGAAUCUCCAGCACUAUCACACUCAAGGACUUUGAUCAUGCAACACCUCCUGGACGAAUGCAACAACAAAGCUCAUAUCAAUAAGAUAGUGGAGCCAAGAUCCAGACUCUUACCCGAAGGCUUACAUUUUCGUCCAACAGAUCUUGAGAUGGCAAUCUUUUUGAAACAAAAAGCUCUAGGACAGCCAAUAGAAGCCUGCAUCAUACCUGAAGAACGUCACGACAUCUUCUCAAUACCACCUCGUGAUUUGCCUGGCUAUCCAGAAGAAACACAUUGGUAUUACUAUUGCUGGAAAUCUAUGGGACAACAAGACCCUCGAAGUCUCUGGACACGGUUCCGUGAAGAUACUGCUGUGUUCGAUGAAGAGGAGAACUGUGUCGCUAUCAAACGUAGGUUUACUCUCGUUGAGCGGGAAGAAGAAUGUAAUGACGUUUUCUUGCCUGACGAAGAAGAACCUCCAGUGGAAGAAUGGUUCAUAAAAGAGAUUAGUCUACCACCAAGUGUUGCAGAUAGUGAGUUUGUUUUGUGCCAUGUCGUUCUCAAGAAGAGGGAGAAGAAGAAAGAAGAAGAAGAAUACUACGACGACGAAGAAGAAGAAGAAGAGGAUUAAAUCGUUACAAUGUAAAACAUACAAAACUGCUUUUAUGAUUUUGCAUUUUACUUAGUUUUACUGCUCUUCUCAUGAGAAUCUUAGCGCUCCAUUUAGGUCAGGAGAUGAAAAACUUGAAAACCAAACUGUACCUGUUGAGAAACUGUUUUAAGAUAUGUU
Brassica oleracea var. oleracea is the source of this 1335-nucleotide messenger RNA. RefSeq lists its product as uncharacterized. Gene Ontology annotation, biological process: regulation of DNA-templated transcription. The transcript has 7 exons. NCBI's taxonomy places the organism in Eukaryota, Viridiplantae, Streptophyta, Magnoliopsida, Brassicales, Brassicaceae. The record is from RefSeq and is a predicted model, not a curated record. The coding region runs from base 100 to 1176 and encodes 358 amino acids. Gene Ontology annotation, molecular function: DNA binding.